AUGGCGCCUCAGAUGGACGAGGACAACGAGGCGAUGUCAGGCCGCGGGGCGCUGCUGCCCGGCCACCGCUUCCCCGCGGCCGCCGUGCUGGAGGCUGUGCUGCGGCGGCGCGGGCUGUGGGACGAGCGGAUAGAGGCGGAGCUGUUGUCGGGCUACCGGUAUUGGGAGCUGGAACGGCGCGUCUGCUGCGCCAUGGCGCGGCACGACCUGGCAGCAGCAUGGAGGCAGCGGCGGCAGCACGACCAGGGCACGCAAGAGCAAAGUCACCAACAGCAGCAGCAGCAGCAGCAGCCGCAGCAAGCGGAGGAGGAGCGGAAAAGACAAGGGGCUCCCUGCAAGCCAGGCACGCUCAAGGACCCUGGCAAGCAAGCAACUUGCUCACCCGCACCCGCCCUGGCCACUGCAGCGCCUGUGCCCUUGGACCCAGGCUUCACCUGGCCCGACGCGCUAGCUGCGCACGAGGCCAAGAGCUUUGAUUACCGGCUGCUGCACCUGCUGCUGCACCGGCUGGCGGGUACGGAGUACGACGAGGCGCUGCUGGCCUUCAUGGCGGCAGACGAGCGCCUGGUGGACAUCGGGGACGACCUCACAGACUAUGAGGAUGACGUCAUCGCCAACUCGUUCAACGUGUAUCGUGCGCUGCUGCACCUCCACGGCCCGGACACGGCGGCGCUGCUCCUGGCAGAGCGCAUCUCAGCGCUCGAGGCCGAGCGCGCCCGCCUGCUCACCCGGCUGCCGCAGCGGCAGCGCGAGCUCGUGGUGGCGCGCCAAGAGGCGGCGGUGGAGGGGCAGGGGAGCGACAAGUGGGUGUUCCCGAGGCCCGUGUUGGCGGAGGGGGCGUUUAGGGAGCGCGAGCGCACGCACGAGCUGGAGCAGCGGCACCGGCUGGGCAGCGGGCCCGUAUAG
Molecule: messenger RNA, 906 nt
Organism: Monoraphidium neglectum
Lineage: Eukaryota; Viridiplantae; Chlorophyta; Chlorophyceae; Sphaeropleales; Selenastraceae
Exons: 3
Coding region: 1-906 (301 amino acids)
Source: RefSeq, a predicted model, not a curated record